AUGCCCGUGGCGAACUCGCGCCUGGCGGGCUUCCACAAGCUGACGGUCGCCGAGCGGCGCGCGGCCGUCGCCGAGGCGGCGUCGCUGUCCGAGGGCGACGUCGCGGCGCUGGCGCGCGAGGGCGAGCUGCCGCUCGCCGUCGCCGACCGCAUGAUCGAGAACGUCAUCGGCACCUACAGCCUGCCCGUGGGCGUGGCGACGAACUUCGUCAUCGACGGCCGCCACUACCUCAUCCCCUUCGUCCUCGAGGAGGCGUCCGUCGUCGCCGCGGCGAGCAACAUGGCGAAGCGGUGCCUGAAGAAGGGCGGCUUCACGAGCGAGUGCGACGCGCCCGUCAUGAUCGGCCAGAUCGAGGUCCGGGGCUGCGCGCACCCCCGGGAGGCGGCGGACGCCGUCGUCGCGGCGCGGGACGACGUCGGAAAGAGAUGCGACGCCGCGAUGCCGAGCAUGGUGGCGCGCGGCGGCGGCUUCCGGGGCCUCGAGGCGCGCGUCGUCGACGGGCCCGGCGGCCCGCUCGUCGUGUGCCACCUCCUCGUCGACUGCCGCGACGCCAUGGGCGCGAACCUCGUGAACACGCUCGCGGAGGCGCUCUCGGACUACGUCGCGUCGCUCUGCGGCGCCGGCGCGCGCGCGGGCCUCCGCAUCCUCAGCAACCUCGCGACGGAGCGCCUCGCGCGCGUCAGCGCGACCUUCACGCCCGGCGAGCUCGCGGCGACACCCGACGAGGGCGCCACGGUCGUCGACGCGAUCCUCGAGGCCUUCGACUUCGCGCGGGCCGACCCGUGGCGCGCGCGCACGACUGUGUGCACCAACAACAAAGGCGUCAUGAACGCGAUCUCCUCCGUCGCCGUCGCGACGGGCCAGGACUGGCGCGCCAUCGAGGCCGGCGCCCACGCCUACGUCGGCUACGGCACUAGCUACGGCCCCAUGACCGCGUGGUCCAAGAACGACGACGGCGACCUCGUCGGGUCGAUCACCGUGCCCAUGGCCGUGGGCCUCGUCGGCGGCGCCUGCAAGGUCCACCCGGCGGCGAAGGCGAACCUGAACAUCCUCGGCGUGGACAAGGCCGUGGACUUGGCGAAGGUCAUGGCCGCGGCGGGCCUCGCGCAGAACCUCGCCGCGCUCAAGGCGCUCGCCACGGAGGGCAUCCAGCGCGGCCACAUGGCGCUCCACGCGCGGUCCCGCGGCGACCAGGCCUAG
Molecule: messenger RNA, 1200 nt
Organism: Aureococcus anophagefferens
Lineage: Eukaryota; Pelagophyceae; Pelagomonadales; Pelagomonadaceae
Exons: 2
Coding region: 1-1200 (399 amino acids)
Biological process (GO): coenzyme A metabolic process
Molecular function (GO): hydroxymethylglutaryl-CoA reductase (NADPH) activity
Source: RefSeq, a predicted model, not a curated record